This is a messenger RNA of Juglans regia (Persian walnut), 793 nucleotides long. RefSeq names its product glycine-rich RNA-binding protein 4, mitochondrial. The record is from RefSeq and is a predicted model, not a curated record. The transcript has 5 exons. Bases 57 to 446 code for a protein of 129 amino acids. Lineage: Eukaryota; Viridiplantae; Streptophyta; Magnoliopsida; Fagales; Juglandaceae. Gene Ontology annotation, molecular function: RNA binding.
AAAUUUUUCUUAACUCCCAACCCGCCGGCGAACAAAGGAAGAAAGCAUAGUCAACAAUGAAGAACACUACGGUGUUCCUUGCUCGAAGAAUAACCAAGGUCACCAGCCCAGUCUCGACACUACGAUAUUACUGUUCAACUCCCUCUCCCUCCUCUCCUUCCCGCAAGAAUAGGCUCUUUGUUGGAGGCUUGUCGUGGUCGGUGGAAGAGAAGUCCCUGAAGGACGCUUUUUCUUCCUAUGGGGAGGUCACUGGAGUGAAUAUAGUGUAUGACAAAGACUCCGGUAGGUCUAGAGGCUUUGGGUUUGUUGAUUUUUCAAAAGAAGAUGACGCCCGAAGUGCAAAAGACGCCAUGGAUGGGAAGGCACUGUUAGGCAGGCCACUGAGGAUAACCUUUGCUCUUGAAAAGGUUCGCGGUGGACCUGUGGUAGUCCCUCGCCUUACUUGAACAUCCUGGCAGGUAUGCAGGGGAUUAAUCUUAGCCAGGGGUUUGGAGUAUGUCGAAUUUAAAACUUCUGUUAUACCUCGUUCAUUCACGCAGAGAAUCAAUAAACUGGAUGAUAGGCUUCCAACCUUCUAAGUUCUAAGCCUGUGAGGUUUUAAGAUGUCGUUUUAUCUCCCAUUUUCAUGUUCUUUUUAUCUUGACCCAUGAAUUUAUUGUUUCUCCAGGAGGAGAGAGAGAACAUUAAGCUUUCUGAUACUACGUGUUUCUUAUAUAUUAAUGCGGAAGGAAUUGUAAGAAGGUGAAUCUGCUUUAAUUCUUGGGGUAAAACCAUUUGAAUACAUGUAUGUUCC